CACUCGUCAGUCGGCUAUAGCCGGAACGCGCGGGUUUCUUACGCGUGCAGCGUUAGUCUGCCAGUGGUUUCAAGGUAGACAUUUUUCUUUAGCUUUUAUUUUUUUUCUCGAAUAAUAACGGCAUCAACAGUCAACGCCACCGCCCGCAAUAAAUCUUGUCGGAUAACCAUCGGAUCGUCGGUCGUUUUGCACGAACCACCCGGUUUGGCGACCACAAGAGCGAACGACAUCACCGCCAACACCGAAAAAAUAAAUUACGCGGUCCACAUCCACUGCCAGUCAACAGCAGUCGAUCUAAACACGUCUCGUCCGUCUCCCGUCUUUGUAUUUUUACGUCACGAGAAUAUUCACGAUGGAUCGCAAAAACAAGAAGCUCUACAAAAUCGUAUUGACCGGAGGCCCUUGUGGUGGUAAGACAACAGGACAAUCAAAACUAUGUACAUUCUUUGAAAAUCUAGGAUGGAAGGUUUACAGAGUUCCAGAAACUGCCAAUGUUCUAUUGAGUGGAGGUAUCAAAUUUUCGGAUUUAAGCGAAGAUCAAGUCGAUAAAUUUCAAAAUAAUCUUCUCCAAAGUAUGUUGCACAUAGAAAAUACGUAUUUUGAGCUGGGAAAAUCAUGUGAACAAAACUGUCUGAUCAUUUGUGACAGAGGUGCUAUGGAUGCUGCUGCAUAUAUACCUAGUCAUAAAUGGGAUCGGAUAAUGAAAAAAAACGGUCUGAACGUGGUUGAAUUAAGGGACAAUCGUUAUGAUCAAAUUAUUCAUAUGGUGUCCGCUGCAUGUGGGGCUGAAGACUUUUAUACAACCGAGGAUCAUACGACCAGGAGUGAAGACGUGGCUCUUGCUAAAAGUCUAGACGUCAAAGCGUCAACGGCGUGGAUUGGACAUCCAUACUUUGAUGUCAUUGAUAAUUCGACCAAUUUUGAAAAUAAAAUACGCAGAAUGAUCGCCGCUGUUUGUCAGAAAUUGGGCAUAAACACUGAUGAUACAUUGGCAACAAAUUCGAAAAAACGUAAAUGGUUAGUGAAGUACUUGCCUAAUGAUGAGUUGUUUCCACCGUUUCAAGAUUUUGAGGUCGUACACUACUACUUGCAGACAUACACAAAAAACAUGCAGUCUCGCUUACGAAAACGAGGACAAAAAGGUCAUUGGAAUUAUACACAUACGCUUCGUAAGCCUAAGGUCCAAGAACAAGUAGUAGAAAUUAAAAUGCAGCUCAGUCACAGGACCUAUUCAAAUCUGUUGCCACUGAAAGAUGAACACCACUAUCCGAUAUUUAAAACAAGGCGUUGCUUUAUACACAAAAACCAAUAUUUCCAACUGGACAUUUAUCGUAGACCUUGUCAUAGAAGGUGUAAAGGGCUAAUAUUACUUGAGACGCAUUCCGUUCUUGGAGAUCAAGAGCUUCUUGAACGCUUACCGACAUUCCUAGACAUUGAAGGCGAGGUUACUGGUUACGCAGCUUAUUCAAUGUUCAAUUUGUCACUUGUUGAAAAUUGGGAAAAAUCAAAUAAAUUUUGUUUCUAA
Messenger RNA from Rhopalosiphum padi (bird cherry-oat aphid), 1525 nucleotides. RefSeq names its product TRPL translocation defect protein 14-like. The transcript has 10 exons. Gene Ontology annotation, molecular function: GTP binding; phosphatidic acid binding; phosphatidylinositol binding. Gene Ontology annotation, biological process: photoreceptor cell maintenance. Lineage: Eukaryota; Metazoa; Arthropoda; Insecta; Hemiptera; Aphididae. The record is from RefSeq and is a predicted model, not a curated record. Bases 353 to 1525 code for a protein of 390 amino acids.